GAUUGAGGGACCUUGCUGGCUAGGCAGCAUUUAUUGCCCAUCCCUAAUUGCCCAGAGGGCAGUGAAGCAUCAACCACAUUGCUGUGGGUCUGGAGUCACAUGUAGGCCAGACCAGUGUUCGUCAGAGGAAAACCCUCGUUGGAAAUGUGGAGAAUUGCAAGGACUGAACCACUUAGUUCAGGGAGUGAUGGUGUCACUGUCAAAUCGAUCUGGACUGAUUAACCAGACUAGCGCUCCAGAUAGGCUAGAUGUGGUUAAGAAUGAUGCGGAGAGGAAUGCCAACAUGGAUUUGGCGACUCGCUAUGGUAUUGGUUCUACUGUGUUGCAUAGUUUCCUUGCUGUACAUGUUGGCAUGCACUCCAAAGGUGGAAGAUGGCCAGCCCAUACUGCCGAGGGUGAGUGGCACAACUGGUAAGGAUAACUUCCAGGUGCUGCUUGAGGAACGUGAGCAGCAACACCGUAAUUACAUCACCAGUUUAAAGAGACAAAUUGCGCAACUGAAAGAGGAACUGCAGGAACGCAGCGAGCAGCUGAAGGCUGCACAGGAUCAUUAUGGUGACUCGCUCGGAGUUCAUAUUGACCGGAGCAGCCCAGAGAAAACACAGGCAGGUCUGCUCGAAUUUCUGCACUCUCAGAUUGACAAAGCAGAGGUCUACUCUGCGGUCAGACUGCCCACGGAAUAUUCGGUGAUACCGUUCGAGAGCUUCACUUUACAGAAAGUGUACCAGCUGGAAAUGGGCCUGACGCGGCACCCUGAGGAGAAACCAGUCCGAAAGGAUAAACGGGAUGAGCUGGUGGAAGCUAUUGAGGUUGCACUAGAAUUUCUGAACACCCCUGAAGAUGAAGGAGCAACAAAUCAGCGCAUGCAUGCAGCUGCUGACUUUGUUGAAGGUUGGUGUAUCAUAUUUACAAUUCUACCAAACAGUAGACUUUCUCUUUCAGCUUGAACUGUCCAGGGGCACUGUCCUUCCAGAUCCUGGAUCUGUUGUUGUUGUACCUCACCAGUGGGAUGAAAAGUCCCCAUCUCCCACCACCCCCCCCACCCCCUUUUCGGUUUAAAUAUCCCUUGUGACAUAAAGCUGGUGUUGAUCUGGUUUGUUGUGGUUGUUAACCCACAAGAUGAAACUGCUCAUGAUUUGGUAAAUCCCAAAAGAAGUUCAAUAAUUUAGAAAGUGGAGAUGUCACGGUUGUGCAAUAAUGGAUAACCUUCUACAAUGGAGAUAUUUUGGGGCGAGUAGGAGAAACGUUGUAGCAUGCUGAGUAUUUCCAGCAUCCAUAGUAUUUUGCUUUUGUACUUAUAUUGUUGUAACAUAACUUGCUUUCUUAACAAUUAAAAUAUGGAUCCAUUUCU
Molecule: messenger RNA, 1351 nt
Organism: Rhincodon typus (whale shark)
Lineage: Eukaryota; Metazoa; Chordata; Chondrichthyes; Orectolobiformes; Rhincodontidae
Product: chondroitin sulfate N-acetylgalactosaminyltransferase 1
Exons: 2
Coding region: 249-947 (232 amino acids)
Biological process (GO): cellular response to BMP stimulus
Source: RefSeq, a predicted model, not a curated record